Melampsora larici-populina 98AG31 is the source of this 525-nucleotide messenger RNA. RefSeq lists its product as uncharacterized. NCBI's taxonomy places the organism in Eukaryota, Fungi, Basidiomycota, Pucciniomycetes, Pucciniales, Melampsoraceae. The transcript has 2 exons. The record is from RefSeq and is a predicted model, not a curated record. The coding region runs from base 1 to 525 and encodes 174 amino acids.
AUGAACAUACAUCAACAAGCUUCUUUACUAAAAGAUAAAAUUCAACGUCAAGAAAUGGUCUCUAGGUCUAAACAAGAGGAAGACAAGAGAGCGACAAAGAUAGCAAAAGAAAAGGAACAAGCUGAAGAGCGUCAAAGAAGAGCAGAGUCCAGAGCCCCAAGAUCAAAAGGACAAGAAGAAAAUCAGCAAUCUCUAGUCGAAGCAGCCAAGACUUUCAGAAGUUCCUCUGGCAAGGAGCCCAACGAGCCCACCAGUGGGAGUCGGGCAAUCUUGGAAGCAUUGACGAGAGCCUUGGACAAUAAGAACGGCCCGGCUGCUAGACGCCUGAUCGGAGAGUUUAACAAUCAAUACGGCUCGAUGGUAGCGAUGGAAUAUGACGAGCCCGUUAAAACGCCAAGCUCCGUACCAAGAAACACAUCUGCGCCAAACGCCCAGCAAGGCCAGAAUCAGCAGAGGGUGGAUGACUCAAGCCAACUACUGGCAGCCAUAUCAGGAGAGGGAGUCUCGACCACCCAUGAUACUUGA